Mercenaria mercenaria is the source of this 721-nucleotide messenger RNA. RefSeq names its product universal stress protein Slr1101-like. The transcript is spliced from 4 exons. The record is from RefSeq and is a predicted model, not a curated record. The coding region runs from base 1 to 483 and encodes 160 amino acids. NCBI's taxonomy places the organism in Eukaryota, Metazoa, Mollusca, Bivalvia, Venerida, Veneridae.
AUGUCGGACCAGCGGACUGUUGUUAUUGCUAUUGAAGAUAGUGAGCACUCUUCGUAUGCUUUUGACUUUUACGUUGACAAUGUCCACAAGCCUGGAGAUCGUAUUGUUCUUGUCCAUGUGCCAGAGUAUAGCAGUGUUAUUACAGACUCGUCUUUGUUAACAAACACAGAGAUACUUGCGGAGUUACUGAAAGUAACGGAAGAGAAAACUCAAGAAUUGGUAGAAAAAUAUGCUUUGAAAAUGGAAGAACUGCGGGUAAGUGGAUCCGUAAAACAACAGACCGGGACGCCAGGGAAGGCAAUUGUAGAAGCUGUAAAAGAAGAGAGAGCAGAUCUGUUGAUUUUAGGGUCAAGAGGUCGAGGAUUUAUUCGCAGGACGUUUUUAGGAAGCAUUAGUGAUUACUGUCUCCACCACUGCAAUGUCCCUGUAAUAGUGUGUAGACAUAAGAAAUUUAAAUGUUCUCAGGACGAACGUAAACAAUGAUUACGAAAGACUUGUUCAUCACAGAACACACUAAUUCAAAACAGUCUAGAAGGAUUAACGUAGCAGGCGCCUCGGUCGAUAUUCCUUUUUAAAAUGCAGCUAUAAAGACUAUUUAUCAGACUGUUUGAAUGAGAUACAUUUUGUAUAUUUUUCAUAUCUAAUAACUUACUCACGUACUAGGUUGUAUAUUCAUCCCAUGCAUAAUUACUAUUUAAGAAUAGACUCGUUUUAUGCGCGA